Messenger RNA from Pseudophryne corroboree (corroboree frog), 1001 nucleotides. RefSeq names its product transmembrane protein 219 (gene TMEM219). The coding region runs from base 159 to 953 and encodes 264 amino acids. The record is from RefSeq and is a predicted model, not a curated record. Lineage: Eukaryota; Metazoa; Chordata; Amphibia; Anura; Myobatrachidae. The transcript has 6 exons.
CCUCGCGGCGCCGCCGCCGCCAUUUUGUGAGCGGCCACUUCCGGGUUAGCAGCGGCGGCGGCAGAAGCCGUUGCGCAGGCGCCGUGAGAGCACACCGACCGGGACGGGUGCUGUGGCAGAGGCCGACCACCUUUACCGGCGGCUCCUGUGCCGUCACCAUGAGCUUUUGCCAGACUAGUCGGGGCGUCUACCUCUCUGCUCUGCGGAACCCCCCGGUGGCCACUUUCUUCCUGUGUCUCAUGACCCUGAGUAUUACAUUACUCUGUAUUGGAGCAUACAUCGAAACGCAUCCAGUGAAGGACUUUUCCCAGGACUGGGACGGUUUUCUGAAGACCCUCAGCUUGCAGAAGAUCUGCCCUCAGGGUAACACGACCGGACAACCGCCCUCCCCUGAUCUGGCCAGAGAUUCAGCAUUGCUUCCUGAUCAUCCCAGCAAUGUGUCUGUCCUGGCCAGCAUUGUGCUGUCUCCACAGAAACUAGCUGUCAAUCUCUCCGGCCUGCAGAUAUCCACCACAGGCCGGCAGCUGGGGAUGACAGGUCCCAGCGUAGAUGCCCGUCUGUUGGUAACGGUGACCUCCGGCGGGUGGUCGGUGCAGUGUAAUGACAGCGGUGCAGAGUGCCCAGUGAAGCACUGUGUUACAGUUCUUGGUCCACAAAUCCUUCUGCCUCAGAGUAGGUCCUCACCAAAGUGUCCUGUGAGCAGUGGCGGUGUGCAGCUACAACCGCACCUGUACGGGGUGGGAGCGGCACAUGACAUCUCCUGUUGCAGCAUUGUGUAUAAUGGAGACUCAGAUCUGCGGAACAUGUUAUCCCAGGGGGAGCGCUCCUUGUGCUUUCACCGCCUGCUGAUCUCUGCAGUCUGUCUCUCCGUCCUCUGGGUCAUUUUGUACACGAUCAGCUGCUGCAUGAACCGUCCCCUCAAGGUGGACAAGUGGACUCCUGUAGGACUGUGAGGGGGUCUCAUCUGCCACAGACAGUGCAAUAAAAUGGACACAAUACAA